Messenger RNA from Dipodomys ordii (Ord's kangaroo rat), 930 nucleotides. RefSeq names its product chromosome unknown open reading frame, human C22orf31. Bases 1 to 930 code for a protein of 309 amino acids. The transcript is spliced from 3 exons. Lineage: Eukaryota; Metazoa; Chordata; Mammalia; Rodentia; Heteromyidae. The record is from RefSeq and is a predicted model, not a curated record.
AUGAGUGAAGAUGUCAUGUGCACUUUUGGGUUGGAAAUGGGCGUCAUCUGUGUCCAAGAUCAGCACCUGGUCUAUGUGAGACGAGACCCCAAUAUCCCCACCUAUGGACUCCGACGGUCCAUCUUACUGAACACCAGGCUUCAGGACUGCUAUGUGGUCUCACCAGCUCUCACCAACAUCUGGACAGCCAGAACAUGUGCAAAGCAGAUCAAGGUCCCAGAACCAGGUCCCAGCACCUCUUGUUGGGAAGUGGUAAAGAAUCCACUAAUUGCCAGUUCAUUUUCUCUGGUUAAGCUUGUGCUCAGACGGCGACUGAAGGGUAGAUGCUGCCCGGUGCCUUCCACAUUUGGAGAAGCAAAAUCCUCGAAGAGAUUGAAGCCCAGGGAUAAAUCAAUGAUGAACGCCACCCAGAGAGCCAGGAUAAGAAACUCCAUCCAUUCCAAGAGCAAUCGGCCAGCCGGGCAGCCCCUGGGUUCACCUGGGCCCUGGAGGCUCACAGGAGAGAGUAAAGAAAGUUCAAAGGAGAAAAAAGGAACAGUGUGCCAAGAUUUUGAGGACAGAUAUGCUGAACAUGUGGCCACCACCCAAGCACUAGCCCAGGACAGUGGGAUGGCAGCCUGGAAGGGCCAAACAUUGCUUACCAAAGCUCCAAAGAGACGGCAGUUGUUGGAGGACACACCAACCAUCCACGGGCUCCCCACCGAGGGUUACCAGGCGCUGUACCAAGCUGUGGUGGAGCCUAUGUUGUGGAACCCUUCAGGAACUCCCAAGAGGUACAGCCUGGAGCUGGGCAAGGCCAUUAAACAAAAGCUCUGGGAAGCUCUGUGCAGUCAGGCUGCCGUUCUUGAAGGCACUCAGAGGGACCCGCUGCCGGGCAGGAAGUGGCUGGUGUCCAUGAGGAGCCUGUGCCCAAGAAAUAGCCCAAGCUAA